Chelonus insularis is the source of this 2052-nucleotide messenger RNA. It is a transcript of the gene Arp8, whose product is annotated as Actin-related protein 8. Gene Ontology annotation, biological process: double-strand break repair; regulation of DNA-templated transcription. Gene Ontology annotation, cellular component: Ino80 complex. Lineage: Eukaryota; Metazoa; Arthropoda; Insecta; Hymenoptera; Braconidae. The record is from RefSeq and is a predicted model, not a curated record. Bases 309 to 2018 code for a protein of 569 amino acids. The transcript is spliced from 8 exons.
UCGAAGUUUUGUAAAUAAAACAAACAUCAAAACAUAAAGUAUUAUUCAAUCGUGAAGAUUUUAACGUAUAAUUGUUAUUUACACAAGUAAAUAUAUUUUUAUUUCCAAGAUACAGCCAAAAAUAAUUUCAAUUCAUAAUUAGUAUAUGAAACAAUAUUUUUAUGAAUAUGUUUGAUCAUUUUACCGGUGUUAGAAUAUUAUGUGCAUGUGUAAUAUAAAUGAUUACAUCAAUGAUUAUUAUAAAAAAAUGAAAUUUUAUUUAUGAACUAAUUUAAACAAUUUUUUGGAAAAAUUUUCAAUAAUUCAACAUGCCUGUUUUUCAUGAAUCGUGUAGUGAGCAAAUCCAAGCUCAAACGGUAAUUAUAAUUCAUCCUGGAUCUCAAAAUAUUAGGAUCGGAAGAGCUUCCGAUUUAAAUCCUGUCACAAUGUUACACGCUGUAGCUAGAAGACGACUACCUAAUGGCAUGAUACGUAAAGAUACAUAUCUACCACCAUUAGUUACGAAGACAAAAGAGCUCACUCAAGCUAUGGAAGAGUCGAGACUUCAAGUAUCACAUACCCUCCAGUCUUGUUUACAAUCAGAUGGUCGUAGAAGGUAUGCAACCCCACCUCAACAAAUAGCAGCAUUUAACAGAAGAUCCAAUCCCGAAGUGCUGGCAAUAAAUAAUGAAGAUUGGGUUAAAACAGAUAGUGAUGUAAUUAUAGGAGAUGAUAUUAUAAAUUUGAACCCUGAUGAAGAUUACAACAUCCACUUUCCAUAUCGUCGCGGUGAUCUUCAUGUACAUUCAGGUCCAGGUGGUAGUCUCACAGCAGUAUUAGCUGACUUAAAAACUAUUUGGGAAUAUGUUAUUGCAAAAAAACUCAACAUUCCAUUGCGUGAUUUAAAACACUAUAAAGCAGUCUUAGUGAUCCCUGAUAUUUAUAAUCGUCAGUACCUAAAAGAAUUAAUGACUUUGGUUCUCUGUCACAUCAACUUUGGAAGUUGUUUUUUGCUUCAGGAUCAUGUAGCAGCAACUUUUGGAGCAGGUUUAGGAUAUGCUUGUGUUGUGGACGUUGGUCAUGAGAAAACUUCAGUUUCUUGUGUCGAAGAUGGAAUUUCUCAUAGAAAUACUCGUGUACGUAUGGACUAUGGAGGUGGCGAUAUUACCCAGACAUUUUUUUGGCUUCUACAAAAAUCUGCUUUUCCAUACAAGACCUGUGAUCCUCUCAAUAGACCGGAUGCAGUGUUACUCAGUGAACUGAAGAAAGAAUUUUGUCAUGUUGACUUAAAUGUUUGUGGAUCUCAAGAGAAAUCUUUCUUAGUUAAGAAACCCAAAGCACCUGUGGAAAAAUAUAUCUUACAGGUUGGAGAUGAAUGUUUAAUUGCUCCGUUGAGUCUAUUCCAACCUGAACUAUUUAAAAUCACCGGUACACAUAAUGCUCAUGUUCAAAAACGGUAUACUGGGGAUUCAGAAGAUCCCCAUGACGAUAAUUAUCUUCGAGAAACAAGUAGAAGAGGAAUAAAAGAAAAUUUAGAGCAAACUUUAGAGCUGCAAGAGGAAGUUGCACCACCUGCUGUAACUGGCGAAGAAGAAGUAGUUGUUGAUAACGUGGAUGCUGCCCCAAUAGUUAUAUCUAAUCGUGACUUGGAUGCUCCACGAGAGUUUGUAGUCGGUCCCCAACAACUUCUAGGACUUGACCAUGCAGUUUUACAAAGUAUCGAUCGUUGUCCUACGGAAGAUCUUAAAAGAAAAAUGUACAGUUGUAUUCUCGUUGUUGGGUCAGGAAUGAAAUUUCAAGGUAUUGGAAUGUGGCUUCAUAAUAGAAUAUCCCUACAGAUACCUUACGUGUAUAGAGCAGAACAAUUGGACAUAAUUACACAGCCAAAAGAAAUGGACCCAGGUAUGACUUCAUGGAAAGGUGCAGCAAUUCUUAGCUGUUUAGAAUCAGCACAAGAGCUUUGGAUAACUCAAGAAGAAUGGGAACGUUUUGGUGUUAGAGUUUUACGAGAACGAGCACCUUUUAUGUGGUGGCAAUAAUUUUUCAAGAUCUAAUUAAUUAAUUUAAUUACAA